Trypanosoma brucei brucei TREU927 is the source of this 495-nucleotide messenger RNA. RefSeq lists its product as hypothetical. The record is from RefSeq and is a predicted model, not a curated record. Lineage: Eukaryota; Euglenozoa; Kinetoplastea; Trypanosomatida; Trypanosomatidae. Bases 1 to 495 code for a protein of 164 amino acids. The transcript has a single exon.
AUGUAUGAAACAGGAAGAGUAGCCACCGGGGGAAAGAGGCAGAGAGAGGAACGCCGACGCGUUCCGCUAUUCUGGGUGUCAGUUCCAUCAUGCGUUAUCAUGGUCUCGCUUCGGUGCGACUUCUUGAACAUUCCAGUAGGGGGCUGUGACAGCGACUUGGCUUUACGGGAUUGUUGUUCUGCAGCGCUUCUGGGUUCAUUUAUUCCUUCAGCUUUCGCACUUGGGGCCAUUCGAGGAAAUCGGCGAAGGGUUUCUGGCACCUCAGUCUCAUUUAAGUGUGGUUUUCUCCCCCCCCCCCCCAAUUUCCUUGCCGAGUGCCCAUCGCAGGUGCCCUGUCAACCCAGCAUUCCCGAGAAGGUACUUGGGAAACACCGAAUAAGUGCGGCUCCCCGCCCCUCUUUUCUUUCGUUGCUUCGGUGUGGCCCCAGUGUUUUCUGUCGCCCAAAACCACAUUCACCAUGUCUGCCCACGUUACUGCGAAAGCAGGGCCCUUAA